Suillus subalutaceus is the source of this 1551-nucleotide messenger RNA. Its product is annotated as pyruvate dehydrogenase. Gene Ontology annotation, biological process: pyruvate decarboxylation to acetyl-CoA. Gene Ontology annotation, molecular function: dihydrolipoyllysine-residue acetyltransferase activity. The transcript has 6 exons. NCBI's taxonomy places the organism in Eukaryota, Fungi, Basidiomycota, Agaricomycetes, Boletales, Suillaceae. The record is from RefSeq and is a predicted model, not a curated record. Gene Ontology annotation, cellular component: pyruvate dehydrogenase complex. The coding region runs from base 130 to 1470 and encodes 446 amino acids.
GUUACUCGCGUCGUUCGGAUUUGUCGCUAUUUGGCUGUGACUACAUACUUCAAAAAUCUCAGCCCACUCUGACCGUUAUACUUCCGUUCUCGAGGAAUCGCGCAUUUGCUCCUUCAGCGUUCAGCAACAAUGGCUUCCUCUUCUCUCGCUCGCGUCCUUUCACGGCAGAUGCACAUGUCUGCACGGAGACAUGCCCUCACCAAGUUCUCUAUGCCUGCCAUGAGUCCCACCAUGACUGAGGGUGGUAUCGCCUCUUGGAAAAAGGCGGAGGGUGAAAAAUUCACCGCCGGUGACGUGCUGCUCGAGAUUGAAACGGACAAGGCUACCAUUGAUGUGGAAGCCCAGGACGACGGUAUUCUCGCCAAGAUUAUUGCUCCUGAUGGUUCGAAAAAUAUCGCUGUCGGCUUGCCCAUUGCCAUCAUGGCUGAAGAAGGCGACGACCUGUCAGGUGCAGCUCAAAUGGCUUCCGAGCCUUCGGCCCCAUCCCCUUCCCCAUCCCCACCCAAGGAGGAAAGCACACCUGAGCCUCCCAAAGCCGAGGCCCCCAAGCCUGCUCCAUCCCAGGCCAAGCCUGAGCUUGCCAAGGGCGAACGAAUAUUCGCAUCUCCCAUUGCGAAGAAGAUUGCUUUGGAACGCGGCAUCCCUUUGGCCCAAGUUAAGGGCACCGGUCCUGAGGGACGCAUCAUCCGAGAGGACAUUGAGAAGUACCAACCACCCGCGGCAGCAGCAGUCGCUACCACUUCUUCGGCACCUGCUGCUUCCCUUCCAGAAUACACCGAUAUCCCAGUUACAAAUAUGCGUCGCGUCAUUGGCUCACGUCUCACGCAGUCCAAGCAAGAGCUGCCCCAUUACUACGUUACCGUCCAGAUUAACAUGGACAAGACGAUGAAGCUCCGAGAGGUCUUCAACAAGACGCUUGGCGAGAAAGACAAAGCUGCUAAGCUCAGUGUUAACGACUUCAUUCUCAAGGCCGUUGCAUGCGCAUUGAAUGACGUGCCCGAGGCCAACUCGGCAUGGCUUGGAGAGGUCAUCCGACAAUACAAGAAGGCCGAUAUCUCACUUGCUGUUGCAACUCCCACUGGCCUGAUUACACCUAUUGUCAAGGAUGUCGGUUCAAAAGGAUUGGCAACUAUUUCUAGUGAAGCGAAGGCUCUCGCCAAAAAGGCUCGGGAUGGCAAGCUCGCUCCUCAAGACUAUCAGGGUGGCACGUUCACGGUGUCUAACCUUGGCAUGUACGAUAUCGAUCACUUCACUGCCAUCAUCAACCCUCCCCAAUCGUGCAUCCUUGCUGUUGGCACCACGCAGCCAACAAUCGUCCCAGCUCCUGAGGAGGAGCGUGGUUUCAAGACCGUGAACAUGAUGAAGGUGACGCUGAGCUCGGACCACCGGACGGUGGAUGGUGCUGUGGCUGCUCGCUGGAUGACUGCGUUCAAAGGUUACCUCGAAAAUCCUCUCACAUUCAUGCUCUAAAAAGUAAUGUUUUCGGGUCUUUGAGGUCUACCCAUUGUUUCUAGACUAGAUUACAUUUAUCACAUGCAUGCGUUAUGUUUU